GUCAGUAGCGUAGUUCAGAGAAUGUUGUUAGGUCUAUAUUUUUUAAAUGCGUUAACAAUACUUUUGCUAUUAAAUAUCCCAAACGAGCUUCAGAGGACUGUGUAGAGACUACCCCGUGCUGCUGGAUGGUUGGCUGAGCGGUGGAGGAACAUUUAAAUCCAAGUAUCUCCUUUGACCUUUACCCUAACAUCUUAGGUUGUCUCUGAUCUGGUGGGAUGUCAGAGGGCGGCGCAGGUGCCAGCCCCCAGGUGUUUGUGGUGGACAGUCAGGCCAGCUACAUUAAAAUGCCCCCUGAAAGGAAACCAAGGUGGGGGAGUCAGCUCCAAAAGUUUCUUCUCUUGCUGGUGGGACUGGCCAUGUUGGGAAUAAUCGUCGAAGGAUUUUUAAUCUACAAACUUUACCAAAGGACAGAGGCUUCUUCUUCUAACCAUGAGCAUGACCUUAAGAACCAGACAAACCCCAAGCCAGAAAGUCUGGUGGGAGAAGUGAGAGAUGGGAAGAUGAGCAGAAAUGAGAGGAGACCCUUUGCUCACCUGCUGGGCGCCGAUAAUCCUAUGGGGACGAACGAUGUAGUGCAAUGGGCAAAAGAGGGUGAUGCAGUCACCCAAGACAUGAAGUAUAAAGAAGGCCGGCUGACAGUAGAAAAGGAGGGCUACUACUAUAUCUACUCCAAAGUGAUUAUGAAUGCAGCAGAAGAGUGUUCACUUAGCCAGCACAAAGUCAUGAAGAAGACCAAAGCCUAUGAUAGGCCUAUAGAACUUAUGCAAUCAAAAAGUAUGCAUUGCUCAACCCCAAAACCUCAUUUGAAGCUUCCAGAA
Molecule: messenger RNA, 818 nt
Organism: Neolamprologus brichardi
Lineage: Eukaryota; Metazoa; Chordata; Actinopteri; Cichliformes; Cichlidae
Gene: tnfsf14b
Product: TNF superfamily member 14b
Biological process (GO): immune response
Cellular component (GO): membrane
Molecular function (GO): tumor necrosis factor receptor binding
Source: RefSeq, a predicted model, not a curated record